CCUCCUCCCUCUGCCGCCGCUCCCUCCCAGGGCUCCGCGGUUGGAUCAGUCCUCUGGCAUUUCCUGCAGCCGGGCCGCGCCGCCAGCUGAGCCCCGCGCGCCCGGCCCGCCGGCACCGAGUCGCGGCACGAAGCCUCCCAGCACCCAGGCCAUGAAGGAGGAGGCCUUUCUCCGCCGCCGCUUCUCAUUGUGUCCACCUUCCUCCACCCCCCAGAAAGUCGACCCCCGGAAACUCAGCCGGAACCUGCUCUUCGGUGGAGAGAAUGAGCUCUACCCCCUCAGCGCAGGGAAGGACAUGGAGCCCAAUGGCCCAUCGCUGCCAAGGGAUGAAGGGCCCCCGACCCCAGGCUCUGCCACAAAGGGGCCACCGGCAGAAUACAGGCUGUACAAUGGGUCCGACAAGGAAUGUGUGUCCCCAACAGCCAAGGUCACCAAGAAGGAAGCUCUCAAGGCACAGAAAGAGAACUACCGGCAGGAGAAGAAGCGAGCCACGAAGCAGCUGUUCAGCGCCCUGACGGACCCCAGCGUGGUCAUCAUGGCUGACAGUCUCAAGAUCCGGGGGACCCUGAAGAGCUGGACCAGACUGUGGUGCGUGCUGAAGCCGGGGGUGCUGCUCAUCUACAAGACGCCCAAGGUGGGCCAGUGGGUAGGCACAGUCCUGCUGCACUGCUGUGAGCUCAUCGAGCGGCCCUCCAAGAAGGACGGCUUCUGCUUCAAGCUCUUCCACCCGCUGGACCAGUCCGUCUGGGCCGUGAAGGGCCCCAAGGGCGAGAGUGUGGGCUCCAUCACGCAGCCCCUCCCCAGUAGCUACCUGAUCUUCAGGGCUGCCUCUGAGUCGGACGGCCGCUGCUGGCUGGAUGCCCUGGAGCUGGCCCUGCGAUGCUCCAGCCUCCUGCGACUCAGCACGUGCAAGCAGGGCCGUGACGGGGAGCCCGGAUCCUCGCCAGACGCGUCGCCCCCCUCGCUCUGUGGGCUGCCCCCCUCGGCCGCCAUCCACGACCAGGACCUGUGCCCGCUGAACGGGUCCUCCCUGGAGAAUGAUGCUUUCUCAGACAAGUCGGAGAGAGAGAACGCCGAGGAGUCGGAUAACGAGACUCACAACCACAGCGGGAAGACCAACGAGAGCGGGAGCGCCCAGUCAGAGACCCUGGAGGGCCCCGUGCCAAGGGGGACCAUGUACGUGGAGCAGGUCCACGAGGAGUUCGGGGAGCAGCUGGGCCAGGCAUCCCAGGUAGAGACCGUGUCGGAAGAGAACAAGAGUCUCAUAUGGGUCCUGCUGAGGCAGCUGCGGCCGGGCAUGGACCUGUCCCGCGUGGUGCUGCCCACGUUCGUCCUAGAGCCCCGCUCCUUCCUCGACAAGCUCUCUGACUACUACUACCACGCUGACCUGCUGUCCAGGGCUGCUCUGGAGGGGGACGCCUACAGCCGCAUCAAGCUGGUGCUGCAGUGGUAUCUGUCUGGUUUCUACAAGAAGCCCAAGGGGAUCAAGAAGCCCUACAACCCCAUCCUGGGGGAGACCUUCCGCUGCUGCUGGUUCCAUCCCCAGACCAACAGCCACACCUUCUACAUAGCGGAGCAGGUGUCCCACCACCCUCCCGUGUCCGCCUUCCACGUCAGCAACCGGAAGGACGGCUUCUGCAUUAGUGGCAGCAUCGCGGCUAAGUCCCGGUUUUACGGGAACUCGCUGUCGGCUCUGCUGGACGGCAAGGCCACGCUCACCUUCCUGAACCUGGCAGAGGACUAUACCCUCACUAUGCCCUAUGCCCACUGUAAAGGGAUCCUGUAUGGCGCCAUGACCAUGGAGCUGGGCGGGAGAGUGACCAUCGAGUGUGAGAAGACCAACUUCCAAGCUGAGCUGGAAUUCAAGCUCAAGCCUUUCUUUGGGGGCAGCACCAGCAUCAACCAGAUCUUGGGGAAGAUCACGUCAGGGGAGGAGGUCGUCGCGCGUCUCAGCGGGCACUGGGACCGAGAAGUGUUCCUCAAGGAGGAGGGCCGAGGAAGCAUGGAGCUCUUCUGGAACCCGAGCAGGGAGGUCCGGGGACAGAGGCUGAAGAGGCACACGGUGCUGUUGGAAGACCAGACAGAGCUGGAGUCGGAGAGGCUCUGGCAGCACGUCACCAGGGCCAUCGGCGAGGGCGACCAGCACAAGGCCACACAGGAGAAGUCUUCACUGGAGGAGAUGCAGCGGCAGCGGAUCCGCGAGCGCCAGCAGAACCUCGUGCCCUGGAAACCACAGCUGUUCCGGCUGGACCCCGCCACCCAGGAGUGGCGCUACCGGCAUGAGGAUCGUAGCCCCUGGGACCCCCUGAAGGACAUCGCCCAGUUUGAGCAAGAUGGGGUCUUGCACACAGUGCGGCGGGAGACCAUGGCCCACCAGACCACCUUCCUGGGCAGCCUGGGGCCCAGGCACCAGGGGCCUGGCCCAGACCGGCGGCUCCGCAAGGCCAGCGACCAGCCCUCUGGCCACAGCCAGGUCACCGAGAGCAGCUCCACACCCGAGUCCUGCCCAGAGCUCUCAGACGAGGAGGAGGAGGAGGAGGAGGAGGAAGAGGAGGAGGAGGGGGAGGGGGACAGCCACGACUUCAUUUCCGGCGGCGGGAGCCCAUGCCCACGGUGCGGGAAGGAGGCGCGGCGGCUGCAGGCACUGCACGAGGCCAUCCUGUCGAUCCGGGAGGCCCAGCAGGAGCUGCACAGGCACCUCUCAGCCAUGCUGAGCUCCACAGCAAGGGCCAGGCAGGUGCCGGCGCCAGGCCUCCUGCAGAACCCCCGCUCCUGGUUCCUGCUCUGUGUGUUCCUGGCGUGUCAGCUGCUCAUUAACUUCAUUCUCAAAUGAGAGCCCUUUGGGGACAGCGUGGGCGUCCAGGCCCACCUCUCCCUCCCAGGCACCUAGCACUUUCAGCCAGCCCGGGGAGGCAAGAGAGAGAUGGCGAGCAUGGCCACUGUGGACAGAGGGGCCCACGGCAGCAGGAGGAUAGUAGGAGGGACCUGGGGGGCCACACUGGCUCCUCCAGGGGAGGUGCUGACCUUCCCUGUGGGACCCUCCACCCAGUGCCGGCCUUAAUGCUAAAGCCAAGUGCAGCUUUCGUCAUGCCUCUCGCCCCCUGGUCAACUUGCCUGCUCGUUCCCGGUCCAGCAUCCACUUGUCCCGUGGGAGCGUCGGAGGCAGGGGCGGACUGCCUGCCCAGGCAUUGCGCGGUCACUCCCCAGCCGGGGUGAGUGGGGAGCUUUGGGGGAGCAAGCCGUGAGUCCCAGAGGUUCCCAGAGCCUCCUCUGUCCUGAUGCAGAGGGCUGUCCAUCCUGAGAGCCUGCCCACACUGCCCGGGUCACGCUAAGAGGGGCCUCCCUUGGACUCUAGGGUAGACUGGAGCUACUGCAGAGGGAACAUUUGGAUUUUACUCUGCUUCUGUGCUGGGUGGACGGGACCCCCACGAUACACCAAUGGAACCCACCCUCACCUUGCACAGCCUGGGCAUGCCAAGGGGAGCGGGCACAGCUGUACCUGGGCACAGCUGUGCGUGCGAGGGCAGGGGUGCGCAGGGGGCGGCCGCACGGGCCCCAGCACUCCCUGGGACGGGGAAGCCCAGGUUUGCCACUUUACUGGGACUGAUCCACGGUCCUCCCGUUUUACACUUUUUUAAUAAACGCAAUUGCAAUAUCGUAGGCAGGCUGCAAGCAGCGUCUGGCGUCUCGCCUGUUUCUGUGUCAAGUGCCGCCGUGUGCGUGCGUGUGUGCGUGCGUGUGCGCGUGAGCAUCUGCACAUGCACCUGUAGAUACACACCGAGCCUUAAAUUAUGUGGGGGAGGUGCCACCGGGACCCACCGUCCCAUUUUCCAGAUUUUGUAUCCAUGUUCUCGUUCCCUGCCGGCAAUGUGGGGACGUGUCUGUGCUCCAGGCCUUGAAAUAAACGGCACACACACA
Messenger RNA from Mirounga angustirostris (Northern elephant seal), 3918 nucleotides. It is a transcript of the gene OSBPL5, whose product is annotated as oxysterol binding protein like 5. The coding region runs from base 152 to 2833 and encodes 893 amino acids. Gene Ontology annotation, molecular function: cholesterol binding. The record is from RefSeq and is a predicted model, not a curated record. Gene Ontology annotation, cellular component: membrane; cytosol; intracellular membrane-bounded organelle. The transcript has 22 exons. Lineage: Eukaryota; Metazoa; Chordata; Mammalia; Carnivora; Phocidae.